Molecule: messenger RNA, 222 nt
Organism: Brenthis ino (lesser marbled fritillary)
Lineage: Eukaryota; Metazoa; Arthropoda; Insecta; Lepidoptera; Nymphalidae
Source: the annotation of a GenBank genome assembly
AUGGAAACGUGGGACGGGUCACGACCCCGCUAUCGCGCCCUUUUAACCGCACGGCGCUCGGCCGCAGCUUCACUUCACGCGUGCACUUCCUUGCGAGCGGCUCGUCUUGUCUCGCCCCCGCCGUGCUCCGUCAAACAUCGCCACACUCGCGGUCACACCAUUCGCGACACAUCGUAUACUGCCGUCAGCUUCACGACUCCCAGAACGCGAUAUUUUUUACGG